Molecule: messenger RNA, 459 nt
Organism: Ilex paraguariensis (yerba mate)
Lineage: Eukaryota; Viridiplantae; Streptophyta; Magnoliopsida; Aquifoliales; Aquifoliaceae
Source: the annotation of a GenBank genome assembly
AUGAAGACAUCUAAUGUGCGUGAUCCGAUGCCUGCUGUAUUUUUCUUCGUCAUUGAUGUAUCCAUGAAUGCUGUCCAGACUGGUGCAACUGCUGCAGCUUGUAGUGCAAUCAGCCAAGUUAUUGCUGAUCUUCCAGAAGGUCAGCGAACAAUGGUGGGCAUCGCUACAUUUGAUUCGACCAUCCAUUUUUACAAUCUGAAACGUGCACUACAGCAGCCUUUGAUGCUUAUAGUUCCUGAUGUACAUGAUGUUUACACUCCUCUCCAAACCGAUGUUAUUGUUCCACUUUCUGAGUGCUGUCAACAUCUAGAGUUAUUGCUAGAGAACAUCCCAACUAUGUUUCAGGACAACAGAACCGCUGAUUCAGCCUUUGGUGCAGCUGUGCAGGAGUUUUCUUGCCCUUCAACUGCGUGUAUAUUUGUGUCUGCUAUAUCAUGGAACAGUCCGAAGUGUCUAUAA